Daphnia pulicaria is the source of this 2585-nucleotide messenger RNA. RefSeq lists its product as uncharacterized. The record is from RefSeq and is a predicted model, not a curated record. The transcript is spliced from 8 exons. NCBI's taxonomy places the organism in Eukaryota, Metazoa, Arthropoda, Branchiopoda, Diplostraca, Daphniidae. Bases 607 to 2238 code for a protein of 543 amino acids.
CAACAUUUCAAAUUUCAAUUUCAACUUUUUUUACGUUUGUUUGUUAUCUUCGUGUUCUAACGUAGUUUCAUUGUUCUAACGUAGUUUCAUGGUAGUUUGAACUUCAGAAGAGAAGAUUAUGUUGCAUUCAGAGUUUUGCCGGAAUUUCAUUUUCUAUGAUAAAUUGGAGUUAGACAUUUAGUAUUCUUUAUGGUGUGUGAAGAAUUUGUUGUGUGUCUAAGAAGUUCUAGCUGGUGCUAGUUUUUAGCCAGCAAGUUGUACUAAAGAUGGCUGACUCCUGGGACCUACCCUUUAAUCCCGAUGAAAUUUACACAGUGGAGAUCCUAAACGACACAGAAAUACUAACAGACCUUACUCUGUGUUUGUUUAUCCAAGGACAGGGGAACCCUGAUGAGAUGGAAUUUGAAGAAUCGAAUUCGGGUUCGAAUCUUGAUGUGGUUCUCCAACAUGGAUCUCCAACAAUGAUAUCUGAAAAUGUUGACGGUUAUGAGGAGGAUUUUAUCGCUGACUUUGAUAGUUACCAACCUGUUAAUAUACCAGAUUUUGAUUCCAAUGUGGAACACGUAGUACCAGAAUAACAGUGAAAAUGAUGAAGGAACCCUUCAAAUGGAUGGCUUUGGCCAAGAGCAACGUGCGAAAGCUGGAUUGUAUGAUGAAGCUAUAGCGGCCAACAAAGAGUAUUGUGCUGUGUUGAUAAAGUUCCUAGAAGAACUUAACGAGAGAAAAUCGCUGUUAGAAAAACGACAUCGCUUAUUGAAAGAAGAGAUUUGGCGUCUGAAAACAAAUGCUGGGGAAAAGACAAGAAAGAGAGAUGUCAUGAAACGACUGAGCUUUUCUAAUUUUGGAUAUCCUUAUUUUAAGGAUAAGGAUGGUAAACCUCUACCAGUAUACGAAGAAGCUCUACGUUUGAACAAAAUUCUUCGUUUUGAGCCAUCUUUCUACACCCCUAAGCCGAAAAUGCUUCCAAAACAAGAAGAAAAAUUGAACGAAGUCCUCUUGAGGCAUUUAAUACGAAUCGCCUUAAACAAACUGACGAGUGAAAGAGAGAACGUGAAGAUUAUUUUGACGGAGAAGGCGGCUAAAGGGUCCCCGCACAAAACUUUGUCAAACAAACUUGAAAGUUUUGAUAAACAGAUCAAAGAAGUUAAUGUGAACCCAAAAAAAUGGUUUAAAGAUCCAGCUGUGUUUAAUCUAAUCGACUGGAAGGAGAUCGCCUCGGAGAUGUUCCCACAUCAAAUUGGCUACGAUGGAGUGUUCGUUAGGAGAUGGUGGAUGGUGAAACUAGAUCCUAGCUUCGAGAGGGGUCAGCUUACGGCCAAGGAAAUCGAUUGUUUGAAGAAAAUUACUAAAGACUAUCCUGAAGAUCAAUAUAUGGACUUUCAAGCCAUAGCGACACAAAUAUCUACGGAAACAAAAGUAAGAAAACGACAUGUUUUUCAACUUUUCAAAUAUUACCAGACGAGGUUGAACGAAAAAAACCGCCAAUUUCGUUGGACUAAGGCGGAAGAGGAACGUUUGUGUGUUCUCCAGAAGGAAAUGGAUCCCAACAUACUCAGACAAGAAAAGUGUAAAAGGCUUCGCUCGGCUUUUCCUGGGAGGUCUGUCUCUCAAAUGGAGGCAAAACUUCGCAGACUUUCCCCAACACCUGCCAAGUCACCGUCCAGAUGUCUUCCCGCUGCAAUCAAAUCAGUUGUAACCCCGUCGAAAACACCACGUUGGCGUCCGAAAAAGCCCGAAAAGUCAGCUUUGCAUCUGAAGAUCGCCAAGUUGUGCUCUCUCUACAAAUCCAUCCAUCGAGGAAACCGCCGUAAAACAUCGCUCCCAGGCGACGGACGUCGUAAUGGAUUGAUAUUAAGUGCCAUCCAACGACUGUUGCCAUUGAAAACCGAUCAAGGGAAAAUCCCCCGCGAGGCCAGCGAAUUGGUGGCAGCUGGAGUUGCCGAGAAGGAUCUUGGAGCUGUUGAGGUAAUGCUCAGUAUUCCGGAGUCCAAUCUUAAUUCGAAGAUCAGUUUUCCGCCCAAUUUGGCCUAUCUUACUGGUUUAAGAGGACUAAUGCUGAGUCUAGAGGGCACAAGUCAGUCUGUCGAAGUUGAAAUUGAACAAGGAAUCUCUGAGACGGAAGUGAACGAAAAAUGCUGCUUGGGAGAUCCAGUUGAGUAUCAAAAACUGCUGUUUGCACUUGAUAAGUGCUUUGGAUCAUGGGCCAGACCGUUUUUUUUAUAUCGAGGCUCCUGUUGAUGAAAGGAAGUGAAUGGACCAAGAAUAGAUUCUAAGGCUUUGACUAAGUCUGGUCAAAUAGCAGCCCGCGAAGGACGCGACUCGUAUUUUGAAUGAAUUUUCGUAUGUAUUUACGUCUGUAAAUUUGUUUCUUUUUCAAAAUUCUUGAAACUGAUAACUGUUUUCAUAAUUUUAGAAACCCUUGUCUAGUACAUGGUAAAAAUUGAUUUCUUAAACAUAAAAAUUUUAUUUUUUUACAUUCUAGUUUUAUCUUAUUAGGUACUUUAAUACUUCACUUAUACAAAGGUCUUCUUGAAUAGCCUACUCGAUAAAAUCAUAGGCCUAUUAAACUAGAUUUUAUCCCCGCA